UAAAAACUUUUUUGUUUUCAACAUAAAUAAUUUUACAAAAUGAACUAUUUUAUUCAAUUUAUGUUCUUUUUUCCUCGGUUUCUCCUCAUCUCUAGUAAGUUAAAGUUCACCGAUCUUAACUAGACCGCCGCGUACACGAUCUUUGAUACCAGUCCGGUGCGCACUGCGCAUUAUCCACCGAUAACGACCGCCACCACCCUCCCUCUCUCCACUCUCCACUAUAUAUAUAGCCACCUCAGCUCAGCUCAGCUCAGCUCAGCUCCCUUGUGCCCUUCGGCUCUGUCUUUCUCUCUCUCUGAUUCUUGGUUUUAAUCUUCAUUCAUUAUCAUUUUCAUGCUCUAAUUUCUAGGGUUUUACUUCCUUUCUUUUAAUCAAGAAACCCUAACCAUGGCCGAUUGGCAACAGCUGAUUCAAUCAAUCGUUAUUGGACUCAUUUUCUCUUACCUUCUCGCCAAGCUCAUCUCCAUAGUAACGUCUUUCAAGGAAGAGAAUCUCACACUCACUCGGAGUCACACCCAGGACGAUCAACUUCUUCCCGAGUCCGAAUCCGGACGGGAGACUGACGGAGAAUCUGUUCGCCCUCCUGCUGUGGGUUCUGGAGAUUUGGGCGGGUCACACGAUGUUGAUUCUGUGAUUGCGGAGCACGGUAGUGUUAGGAAUGAAAGCGUAGCUGGUAGUGACGAGUUUGAUGAUGAAGAUGAGGAUUCGGACGAUGAUGAUUGGGAGGGAGUGGAGAGUACGGAAUUGGAUGAGAUGUUUAGUGCUGCUACGGCUUUUGUGGCGGCCGCGGCGGCUGAUCGACUAUCGACGAAGAAAGUCUCUAAUGAUGUGCAAUUGCAGCUUUAUGGACUCUACAAGAUUGCUACUGAGGGUCCCUGUAGUGCGCCUCAGCCAUCGGCAAUUAAAAUGACUGCUCGCGCCAAAUGGCAAGCAUGGCAGAAACUGGGUGCUAUGCCACCAGAAGAAGCAAUGCAAACAUACAUUGAUAUUGUUAGUGCACUGUAUCCUACAUGGCUGGCAGGUGCAAGUAUGAAGAGCAGGGGUGGAGAUACUGGUGGACCUAGUAAUGAUUCCAGAGGGCCAAUGGGACCAGUUUUCAGCACCUUUGUUUACGAGGAGGAAUCUGCAAAUGAUUUCAAGAUGGAUGCUAUUCAUGGUUUCGCCAGAGAAGGAGAAGUGGACAAUUUGCUCAAAAGCAUUGAAAGUGGUGUACCAGUGAAUCUGAAGGAUAGCGAGGGUCGAACUCCAUUACACUGGGCUGUAGAUCGUGGUCACCUUAACAUGUCAGAGCUCCUUGUCAGUAAGAAUGCUGAUAUCAAUGCACAGGACAAUGAAGGACAGACCCCAUUGCAUUACGCGACAAUGUGUGAGAGAGAAGCCAUUGCUGAAUAUCUUGUGAAGCAAAAUGCAGACAUCAAUGUAAAAGACAACGACGGCAACUCCCCAUAUGAUCUUUGCGAAUCAAACUGGCCUUGGAUGCAACACUCGAAGGAGUAGUAGUAUUCAGUUAUAUAAAAGAAAAAUUCUGGUUGUAUAUGGCCAUGUACAAGAACAGCCAACCCUUUAAUCUCAUGAUAUUAUACUAAUUUAGAGCCUUAAGUUUUUUCUUUUUCUCUUUUCUAAAAAAGGAAGGAUAAGGUUCCACUGGUUCAAUAGUAGCAAAACAAAUAUGUUCUUUCAUUUUCUUUGGCAUUUGCAAUAGAAUUGACACGUGUCUUUUCCUCAACUGCUCAACUUGACAUACUUGCUCUUAUCAAAAGAGUACUUGGUCCCUACUCUGUAGUUAAAUGCUCAAAUUUGUUGAACCACCAUGUAAUUGUGCUCUCUGUUUUAGUGUGUUUUUGUUUCUGUAAAGAUUUUCGUUUGUAAUAAAAUGGUAGUUUAUGUGUGGAAA
Molecule: messenger RNA, 1894 nt
Organism: Cannabis sativa
Lineage: Eukaryota; Viridiplantae; Streptophyta; Magnoliopsida; Rosales; Cannabaceae
Product: acyl-CoA-binding domain-containing protein 1
Exons: 6
Coding region: 388-1497 (369 amino acids)
Molecular function (GO): fatty-acyl-CoA binding; protein binding
Source: RefSeq, a predicted model, not a curated record